Molecule: messenger RNA, 2499 nt
Organism: Ziziphus jujuba (common jujube)
Lineage: Eukaryota; Viridiplantae; Streptophyta; Magnoliopsida; Rosales; Rhamnaceae
Product: pyruvate kinase isozyme A, chloroplastic
Exons: 7
Coding region: 368-2122 (584 amino acids)
Biological process (GO): glycolytic process
Cellular component (GO): cytoplasm
Molecular function (GO): pyruvate kinase activity; magnesium ion binding; potassium ion binding
Source: RefSeq, a predicted model, not a curated record
CAAAACUUUCAAAUUAUUUAAUGCCACCAAACCCCAAACCAGCUCGCUCGCUCAGGUAGUGAAGCUUUACAUUGCUUCGUACCAUUUCUUCAUUUUUCUUCCCCAUUUUAUUAUAAUAUAUUCAUCUGCCACUGUCAGGCACAUUUUCUUCUUCCUCGCUUAGUAAACUCCGGAGAAAAAACAAGCACCCCCCGGGGGCGGAGUUUCCAACGCAAAACAAUCCCAAAAUUCAUCGAUCAACGGCUCUUCCUACGCAGUAUUUUUUCUUAGUUUCAUGAAUCGUUUGCACUACCCUUUUGUCUUCACUUUCCAUCUCUGAAUCUAAAAAAGUUCUAAUCAAUCAGAAAAGCUCCAUCUCUCGGCGACCAUGGUGGUUUCCGGCACCAGCUCUGUUAGUAUGUCUCGUCCUUUCGCCGUUGUUAACACCCCAAACAAAGUCAACUUAAAGAAACCGGUUUUGGGUUUCCAGAUUUCGGAUCCUGGGUUUUAUCGGAAGUUGAAAGGGAUCAAGAUGGGGAAUGGAGUUCGGGCAGUUGUGCAAGUGGGUUUCGAGGAUUCGAAGCGGGCGGCGAGGAAUUCGAAGGGCUUGGAAACGAAAUUUGAGUUCGACGUGGUGUUGGAGAGGGAUUUAAGGGAAAAGGGGUUUCUGGGGAUGACGAAGACGAAGCUGGUCUGCACGAUCGGACCGGCUUGCUGUUCGUCCGAGGAUUUGGAGAAAAUGGCAAUGGGAGGGAUGAAUGUGGCUAGGCUCAAUAUGUGCCAUAAUACCAGGGAGUGGCACAGAGACGUGAUCAGGAAGAUCAAGAAGUUGAAUGAAGAAAAUGGGUUUUGUAUCUCGAUCAUGAUCGAUACAGAAGGUAGUCAGAUUACUGUGGUUGAUCAUGGAGCUCCUUCCUCUGUUAAAGCAGAGGAAGGUUCAGUCUGGUUGUUUACUGCACAGAAAUUUGAUGGACCUCGUCCUCGUCCAUUCACAGUUCAAGCAAACUAUGAGGGUUUCUCUGAAGGUAUCGAAGUGGGUGAUGAACUUGUUAUUGACGGUGGAAUGGCGUGCUUUGAAGUCAUUGAAAAGAUUGGGAACGAUCUACGUUGCAAGUGCACAGACCCUGGUUUAUUCCUUCCUCUAGCCAAAUUGAGCUUUUGGAGAGAUGGGAAGCUUGUAGAGAAGAAUAAUGAGCUUCCUACUCUGUCAACAAAGGAUUGGGCUGACAUAGAGUUUGGGAUUUCUGAAGGUGUUGAUUUCAUUGCUAUGUCCUUCGUAAAUGACGCUGAUUCUGUCAAGCAUUUAAAGAACCACCUCUCUACCAAAUCUGCAAAAUCAAUAAAAGUAUUGGCCAAGAUUGAAAGCUUGGAAUCUCUCCAUAAAUUGCAAGAAAUUGUGGAGACUUCUGAUGGAAUUAUGAUUGCCCGGGGUGACCUUGGAGUUGAAAUUCCUCUUGAACAGAUACCUGCAGUGCAGGAAAAAAUCAUUUAUGUUUGCAGACAACUAAACAAGCCAGUAAUUGUAGCUUCUCAACUUCUUGAGUCAAUGGUGGAAUACCCAACCCCAACACGUGCUGAGGUUGCAGACAUUUCUGAAGCUGUUCGACAGUAUGCCGAUGCCUUAAUGUUGUCUGGUGAAUCAGCCAUUGGAUUAUAUGGUCAGAAGGCUCUUGCUGUCCUGCAAAUGGCUCGUAGUCGAAUGGAAUCAUGGACUCGCGAGGAAAACCAACAACGGCUUCUCAAGCAGUGUCAACUUGGAGUCUCAUUGCCUGACCGAAUUGCUGAGCAAAUAUGCAAUUCUGCUGUUGAAAUAGCCAACAACCUUGCUGUGGAUGCCAUUUUCGUAUACACAAAGCACGGUCACAUGGCAUCAAUCCUGUCCCGAAAUCGUCCAAACCCGCCAAUAUUUGCAUUCACCAAUGACGAGAGCACCCGAAUGGCUCUGAAUUUGCAGUGGGGAGUUACUCCUCUCCUUGUAGAUUUGUCAGAUGAUAUUGAAGCAAAUAUCUCGACCACCAUUGACGUUAUAAAAUCAAAAGGGUUGAUGAAAGAGGGGGAUUCAGUUUUGGUGGUCUCAGAUGUGAUUCCAACUCGUGCUACGUCAAUGGCAUUUCAAUCAAUCCAGGUAAAGACCAUCCAUUAAGACAGGCAAGAAAAGGAGUUCAUGGAAUAAUAUUCAGCUCUUCUUCCAUAACUUUGCUGCUCCUAAUCAGGAUAUAAAAAGAAAACAUCUUUAUGUGAGAUUUGGUUGAUUUAUUGGUUUGUUGUAGAUCAUUAUAAUUGUCUCUGCCAAAAUUAAAAAAAGGAAACGGAUAUUGAUUUUGCUGUAUAAACCUUGUACACUCAUGUAGUAUCGCCGUACAUAUAAAAGCUUUUUCUGUGUUGGCCUGCUGGGCGUAGAGGUAGUCAAGUUGGAUGGGAAUGUAAGCCAAAACUGAACCAGGUUUAAUUAUGUGGCUUUCUGUUGUGACACGUGUAUGAAUGGAAAGAGUGGAGAUUAUUUUUUAUAUUUAUUUUUUU